Messenger RNA from Anisakis simplex (herring worm), 2055 nucleotides. The record is from the annotation of a GenBank genome assembly. Lineage: Eukaryota; Metazoa; Nematoda; Chromadorea; Rhabditida; Anisakidae.
AUCUUCCAAGGCUCAUCAAAACUUGACGGUGACGCAGUUUGCCAGUUUGUGCGUGCACUGUGUCAAGUAUCAAUGGAAGAGUUGUCAGCGGCUGGCAAUCCGAGAAUGUUUAUGUUGCAGAAGAUCGUUGAGAUAUCUUUUUACAAUAUGGGCAGAAUUCGAUUGCAGUGGUCAAGAAUAUGGGCAAUUUUGGGUGAACAUUUCAAUAAGGCGGGUUCGAAUGCGAAUGAAAUGAUCGCGCAUUUUGCUGUUGACGCAUUGCGACAGCUUUCGAUGAAAUUCUUGGAACGAGGCGAAUUGCGGAACUUUAGGUUCCAGAAGGAUUUCUUGAGACCGUUCGAAAUUAUUAUGAAUAAGAACAGGUCGUUGAAAUGUCGUGAAUUAGUGGUAGCGUGUAUGACGCAUAUGGUUAAUAGUCACUGGAAUAAGAUCAUAUCGGGAUGGAAGAAUGUCUUUUCGGUAUUCACGAUGGCUGCUGGUAGCACUGAUGAGGACAUUGUCGAGAGUGCGUUCACCACUACAAACUAUAUUAUUGGUUCUGGAAAGAACUAUGGCCCGAAAGAUAGUUCAGACUUGUUGCGAAGCAAUCGGCAGUCAUUCGAUGCACGGUAUUGUCUGCAUUAUGCAAGUGAUUAUUGCCCAUAUGCUUUCAGGAGUUUGACGGUAAUGUUCGAAAUAAUGAAAACGUACGGCAAUGAAUUCAAAGAUGAAUGGUGGAAGGAUUUAUUCCAAGUUGCAUUCCGAAUAUUCGAUGUGAUGAAACUGGCCGAAGAGCAAAAUGAAGUAAUUUAUUAUGUUAGUAGCCGUUGUUUUGAAGAACUUUGGAAUGAAAAUUUUGCGUUCAAGAAACGAGAAUGGAUGCGGACCACAUGCAAUCAUGCACUGUACGCAGUUGUGGACGUGUUCACACAGUACUAUCCAGUCUUGUCGAAUAUUCUACUUACAAAUAUAUAUGACCAAUUAUAUUGGUGUGCACAACAAGAAAAUGAACAAUUGGCACGAUCAGCAAUAAAUUGUAUCGAGAAUUUGUUGUUGUUGAAUGGGUCACGAUUCACGCCGAAAAUGUGGGAGGAAACGGUCACAUUGAUAGUGAAUAUCUUCAAAUCCACGCUUCCGCAUUCCUUGUUAACAUGGGAGCCGAACGCAAUCAUCACAUCAAUACCACUGCAAAAUGGUAACACGAAUAGCGAUAGCAUUGAGAAUCUCUCCACCAACGACCAAAUCAAUAAUGAGUCUGCACCACCGUAUAUCACACAAAUAACGGCAAGUAACAGUGAUGCAAUAUUCUCGUCACUAUUGGUGCGUUGUAUGGUACAGUUGGAACUGGUCGAUGCUGUUAAUAGUAUUGUGUUCGGACGAUCUGCAUCACGGAAUGAAGAUAUAACUGCAUUACCGUCGUUGAGUGCUUCAUCAACAAUGAAUUUGCAAACGGUAUCACCGCAACGAAAUGCCAUUUUGAAUGGUUCUUCGAGCGUGCAAAAUAACACUAAUAAUAAUAAUAAUGAGUCAUCGUACGGCAUUAAUGAUUAUUCGGACAAUGCCGACAGCACUAUCGAUGGUCUUUAUUCGCGUAUGGGUGAGUUUUAUGAUUUUGUUGAGCGAUCGGUUAGCAAGAGUUGGUCUUUUUGGUCUCUACGUUAUGUUUGGUUUGUUGAUUCUGUAAGGUUUGUUUUUUUGUUUGCAGAUGUGAAGCAGUUGUUGAGUUUGGUUGACUGUUUAUUGGAUUCACAUUCGCUAGCGAAGCAGUUCAAUGGUAAUAACGCACAACGCACACUGCUUUGGAAAGCCGGUUUCAAAGGUAUCACUUUCAUGACGAGUGUUCAUGAGAAAACAUUGAUAGAUCUCAUAGAAUUGGAAAUAUUCAUUCCAGGUAGAAGUAAACCGAACCUACUCCGUCAAGAAACGCACAGUUUGCGAUCAGCGCUGUGCAUUCUGUUUCGGAUAUACACCGAUGUUGACCGCACAGACGAACAGCAGAAGUCGGAUAUUCGUGAACGUUUGAUCAGGUGUGUGUGUGUGCUGAGUUUCGCAUUUUUCUACUUCGAUUCUCGAUGA